AUGGAGGUGGAACAGUGGGCAGGGUUAGGGUCAGCCUUAGCGAGUUUCAUGUUGUUAGGCGCCAUGGUGCGCCAAUACUUCCCCUACCAACUCCAGUACUACCUCACCGUCUACACCCACAAGCUCUUCUCCUACUUCUACCCUUACAUCCAACUCACCAUCCCCGAAUACUCCGGCGGCGGCAUGGCCCGCAGCGACGCCUACGCGGCCGUCGAGUCCUACCUCGCCGACUCCCCCUCCGUGCUGCGCCGCGCCCGCAGGCUGAGGGCGGACGUCGGCCGCGGCAGCAAGAAGCUCCUGAUCACGGUGGACGAGGACGAGGAGGUGGCCGACGAGCUCGCGGGGGGCGCCAGGGUGUGGUGGCUCUCGUCGAGGGAGCUGCCGGCCUCGCAGACGAUCACGUGGAACGCGGCGCAGGCGACGCGGCGGUACUACCAGCUGAGCUUCCACCGGCGGCACCGCGAGCUCGUGGUCGGGUCGUACCUCCCGCGCGUCGUCGAGGAGGGCCGCGCCGCCGCCAUCAAGAACCGGCAGCGCCGGCUCUUCACGAACGGCGAUGGCUGGAACGAUGACGGUUUGGCGUGGAGCCACGUGCCGUUCGAGCACCCGUCAACGUUCGAGACGCUGGCGAUGGACCCGGUCAAGAAGCAGGAGAUCGUCGACGACCUCACUCAUUUCCGGGACGGCAAGGAGUACUACGCUCAAAUCGGCAAGGCGUGGAAGCGCGGGUACCUCCUCCACGGCCCGCCGGGGACGGGCAAGUCGAGCAUGAUCGCCGCGAUGGCGAACCUCCUCGACUACGACGUCUACGACCUCGAGCUCACCACCGUGGAGGACAACACCGAGCUGCGCAGGCUCUUCAUCGAGACCACCAGCAAGUCCAUCAUCGUAAUCGAGGACAUCGACUGCUCGCUCGACCUCACCGGCAAGCGAAGCAAGCGCGGAAAGAAAGACAGUGCGGAAGUCGAAUCGGAGGACAAAAAGAAUGCGCCGCCGCCGCCAGAAAAGGAUGAAAAGGAAGAGGACAGUAAGGUGACGUUGUCGGGGCUUCUGAACUUCAUCGACGGGCUAUGGUCGGCGUGCGGCGGGGAGAGGAUCAUCGUGUUCACGACGAACCACGUGGAGAAGAUCGACCCGGCGCUGAUACGGCGGGGGAGGAUGGACAAGCACAUCGAGAUGUCGUACUGCGGGUUCGAGGCGUUCAAGGUGCUAGCCAAGAACUACCUCCGCAUCUACGGCCAUCGCCGUUUCGACGAAGUUCGGCGGCUGCUGGAGGAGGUUAGAAUGUCGCCUGCCGACGUGGCAGAGAAUCUGAUGCCUAAGUCGGCCGGCGAAGGCGCAGACGCGUGUCUCGAGAGGCUGAUCGAGGACAAGAAGAAGAGCAAGAGCUUGUUCUAUUCCUCUCUCUUCCGGCAGCAGCUACAGCAAUUGCAUGGAGACGAGAAGGACGAGGCGGCAGCAGCAGCAGCAGCAGCUGCAGCGUCGGCGACGGUGGCGGCCAGUAGUGAAGAUGAGACUGUAGAGAGCAACUGA
Molecule: messenger RNA, 1533 nt
Organism: Ananas comosus (pineapple)
Lineage: Eukaryota; Viridiplantae; Streptophyta; Magnoliopsida; Poales; Bromeliaceae
Product: AAA-ATPase At3g28580-like
Exons: 3
Coding region: 1-1533 (510 amino acids)
Molecular function (GO): ATP hydrolysis activity; ATP binding
Source: RefSeq, a predicted model, not a curated record